CCUAAAAAAAACGUCCCAUACUUUCUAUUCCCUUGAACGAACUCGCUCAUCUGAUACAUCUCCAUCGACGCCUCAACCCUCGACCCCCUGCCUCACUCCACCACCAAUCUCCGAUCAGACAAGGUUGUGCUCUCGAUUGUUGAUGUCGUCCCUUGUGAAGCCACCACUGUUAGCCAUCUCCUCCCCACCGGCCAAAGAUCGUCACAACCCACAGCCGCACCGGAGACUUUCCAUAGAGUUUUUUAGCCUUAAUAGGAGGCUACGACGGGUUUUCAAGGGGAGAAUAUUAUCAGAAGCAGUAGUCGAUCCACAAGCAUCAUUCCCGUUUCCACCAUCAGACAAAUAUUAUCUUUGUGAUGCGGUAUGGGCGGUAAAGUGGAUUAGGCAAUCACCUUCAAGAAUUGGCAAAUUCACCAAGUUUGCCAAGCUUGUUAAUCCGGGUACAACGAAACACUCGGUAAGAGAUGUUCCAACAAGAUGGAAUUCUACUUAUCGUAUGUUGAAUAUUGCCCAAGCUUAUGAAAAAACUUUUGAGAGAUACGAUCUAGAGGAAUAUGAGUUUCGUUCCGACAUUGAAAAGGCGGGUUUAUCGAUUCCUUCACCGGGCGAUUGGCAACAUGUUAGGCAUUUGUAUAUUUAUUCCAUUCGUACACUCUUGGAUGAUGCUAUUUCCGAUGCUAGCCUUUGUGAUAUUGCAUUGGCAAUGAGAGUAAAGUUUGAUAAGUAUUUUGGCGAUGUAGAAAAAAUGAAUUUAUUGCUCUACUUUGCUUUGAUUCUUGACCCGAGGAACAAAGUAAAGUAUUUGGCUAUACUACUUGAGGAUCGUUAUGGAAAAGAAAAGAUGGAGGAGAAAAAGAAAUAUAUUAUGGAUUCUAUGUAUGAAUUAUAUAAUGAUUACAUUAGAAUUCAUUCUCCAAAUUGGCUUCGGGGUGGUAUAAGUGACAACAUCAAUUUUGAACAAGAUUGGGAAAACCUACAAGAAAUUGAUAAAAGGAUUGGGAGAAGUUGGUACGUCUAAUUAGAGCUCGGAUUGGAUAUGGAAAUGAAUGUGGCAACGUGAAGAUGCAAGAUUGAUGAAUAUUUUUGUGAAACUAAGAAUCAUUUGAAGAUGAUUUGAAACUUGGUUAUGUUUUGAAUUGGGUUAUGACUUAUGAAUUUUACUCUUUUGUUAUGUUUAGACUUUUAUUGUUUAGUUGGGUUGUGUUUAGACUUUUAUUGUUUAGUUGGGUUAUGACUUAUGUAUUUUGUUCGUUCAACCGUGAU
Messenger RNA from Lactuca virosa, 1263 nucleotides. The record is from the annotation of a GenBank genome assembly. NCBI's taxonomy places the organism in Eukaryota, Viridiplantae, Streptophyta, Magnoliopsida, Asterales, Asteraceae.